Molecule: messenger RNA, 2916 nt
Organism: Bufo bufo (common toad)
Lineage: Eukaryota; Metazoa; Chordata; Amphibia; Anura; Bufonidae
Exons: 10
Coding region: 108-2876 (922 amino acids)
Cellular component (GO): cytoplasm
Source: RefSeq, a predicted model, not a curated record
UUCCAGGGUUCUCUAAAUAUACCCAUACCUCCCAACCGUCGCGGAUCCGGCGGGACAGUCAUUGCAGUGGCUGUCCCGGUACGGGGGAGGAAUUUUGGUUCUCAAUUAUGGAUUCAUGGAGUGCCAGUGAGAGAUCAGUUACACCAGAAUGUGCAUCAAUGAUUAUCAGAAGACAACAGAAAUUAUUUGAUCUUAAAAGUACAUAUAUCUGUUUUAUUGGUUCUCUCACAUUCUUGCCAGUGUGCCACUUUGCAUCCUUAGAAGUUACAGGACAGCUGCAUAAAGAUGUUCUCCUGCCAUGUACAGUCACCUACAAGGAGCAGUUUGAUUACAGUCACAUUGUAAUUCACUGGCAGCGAUCAGAAAAUGAUGAUGUGGUCCAUAGUUUCUAUGAUGGCUCGAGCCAUCUUGCUUAUCAAGCCGAUUCCUAUCAAGGUAGAACCGAGAUGUUUUAUGACUUAUUGCCUUCGGGUAAUUUGUCGUUGCUUUUGAAGAACCUGCUCAUGUCAGAUGCUGGAUCUUACGCUUGUCACAACAUACUAAAGUCUUCAGGAUUCACCAUGCAAUAUGUGAUCCUUAGAGUUGAAGAGAGAAGUGAUGACCAGAUUGAAGAAUAUAAGUUUCUAUCCGAACCAACAAUUGCUAUUUGUCUCAUCAGUGUGGCUUUCAUUUUGGGCUUUGGUCUCCUGCUAUUUUUUAAACUGAGAAAAACAAGAAAUGAAAAAGAUGAAGAAACUAUGUCCCUCAUUAACAACCCAUCAGGAUGUAUAUUACAAAAGUAUAAAAAACAUUUGACCUCCAGUGUACGUAAAGAUUAUUCUGAUCAAAACAGAAGAUUAUUUGUGAAUAUACAUAGUUUCCUUGAGUGUUCUGGAGCAAAGAACAUAUAUAUAGGAGACAAGUCAGAGGCUAUAAAUGCAGAAGACCUUUUUACACCAGGAAAACAGAGGUUUUUAUCCAGAAGAAUGGUUCUAGUGGGGGAUGCAGGGACAGGAAAGAGCUACUUCUGCAAAUGGCUACAAAAUAAAUGGAUACAAGAACACAUUAAGAUGUACAAAUGUAUUUUGCGUAUAUCCUGCAAAAAAAUAAAAAGUAAUAUAAUGAGUCUGAAGGAAAUAUGUGACAAAAUAUAUAACGGCCUUUCUUCAAUUCUCACGAUGGAUGGUGUACUUCUUAUUUUUGAUGAACUUGAUGACCUUGUGCAUGGAAAUGAGGACCCAAGCUCAAAUCAGGAGUAUGACAUGAAUACCCCUUUAAACAUAUACACCUUGUUGGAAAAAAUCAUGACAAAACAACUUGUCCCUAAUACAGAUGUUUUAAUGGUUUGUCGCUUUGACUCUUUGAUUGACUUACAGGAGAAAUGCAACUCUGAAUUUAUUCUUCUGGACUUUACUGAAGAAGAGACUAAGAAUAUCUAUGAUAGAAAUACCACAAAAGACCAAAAGUUGGGUAAUAAAGAUGAAAGAAUAUCAUGUAUUACUUACACUCCUGCUUUUGUUGUACUGAUGAGUUAUUUAAACGCUGAAAGCAAUCUGUUAAUAUAUGGAGAUUCCAGUCCAUAUAAAAUUCUAACUGAGAUAAUGUUAAAGUGGAGUACUAACUCCAUAGGAAAAAGCAGAGAGAUGAAAAAUAUGUUUAUAAGUAUGGCAAAUGAUUCCUAUGAAAACCUUAUUAAAGGAAAACCAAACCGCAUCAAGCCAUGGAAAAAAUUUCUGAAUUUAUAUAAUUGCCAAACACAGCACAAGUACCAGUGCAAUAUGCUGAGAGACAUGUUAGCAGCUGCACACUGUGUAUGGGAAACACACCGUACAGGAGACUUAACAGAGUGCCUUGAUUUCUGGGUGUUUGGAAACAAUACAAUACCCAGUACCAAUGCAUUGCUACAAUCCAUUGCAGAUGAGCACAAUGCAAAAUUCUAUCAUUUUAUAAGAUUCUUUAUGAGACUUCUGAAAUAUCCAGACUGUGAUAGUCUAUGUGAUAAAACCCACAUGAUGAACAAUAAAACACAAGAGUUACUGUCAGACUGGCUCAAGAAAAGCUUUCAGAAUUAUAAGAAACCUUCUGAAAAGUUGAAAAUCAUCCACUGUAUUUUUGAACUACAUGAUGAGAAAGUCACAAAAGAAGUUAUGUCUAAUAUGAAAAAUGUUGAGCUCUUCAACACUCCUCUAAAUGUUAAAGACAUCCAGGCCUUGGAGUACUGCUUCAAAGGAAUUGCAUUGGAAAAUUUGGACUUGAGGCUUUGUGCUCUUGAAGACAAAGCUGUUCGCCAACUCAGAAGCAUGAUUAAGAAGACCAAAAAUGUCAUGCUUUCCUCCAACCAUUUGACCAAGGAAACAGGAAAAUGUUUAAAAGAAAUUCUUGAAGAGCCUGACUGCAUUAUUGAGAAGCUUUGCUUGGGAACCAAUCAGCUGGGUGCCCAUGGUACUCAGGAUCUUUGGACAGCUCUAGAAAUCAACAAGACUCUAAUCAGUCUAUAUCUAUAUGAUAACAAUGUCACAGAUGAAGGCACACAUGAGAUGGUCGAAUACCUACAGAAAAAUACUUCACUUGAGGAACUACAUUUGUGUGGAAAUAAUUUUGGUGAUGAAGGUCUCACAAACAUACAGAAGCUGAAACACAACAAGAAAGAGCUAGAAGUUGUACUGCGGAUUGUAGAGAAUUUGGAGCUGUUUCAGUUUGUGGAGGAAAAAAUUAUUGAACUGAACAGGACACGAAAAAACUAUCACCAAGAAUAUCUUAACAGCCUGCUUGGCGCUGUCCUGAAGGAUCUGGAGAUGAAGAACUGCAAUAAACAUCCCAAAAUCACAGAGGAGAGCGUUGACAAACUGAUUCAAAUUAUUAAAGAAGAACUUAAGCAUGAAACACAGGAGGAGUAAGAAUAAUAACUCAGGAUUGGGCUAUUUUAAAUUUUUUACU